GGAGGAGGAAGGCCACGCUGGAGGUCGCGCGGCUGGGUGAUCGCCCCCGUGAAGGAUGCCGUGGGCAGAAGUCCUCAGACUCGGGGAUGGGCGGACGGACGGGCGAGAGGCGACCCUUGGAUCGAGACAGCAAGAAUCACUUGAUGAUUAGUCUUUCAGCAUAAUGGCAUCUGUAAACAGAAAGAGUGAAAUAAUUAAAAAACUUAAAACAGACAAACGUCUCCUGGAGGACAUAAACGAAAGGCGAGAAUCCAACUGCCUGGUGGAAAGAAGCAAUCAAGUCAGCUUAUUGAGAGUUCAAAAGAGGCAUUUCCACGGUGCCUACAAGUCCCUUACUCAUGACCAGGUCAAAGAAACUGUUCCCGACAGUGACAGGAGCUCUUGGGUCAAACUGAGUCUCUUCGUUCACAAGGAGAAAAGGCACUUUCCACCAAAAAAUAAUGCCAUAUUUGGAUAA
Messenger RNA from Dama dama (fallow deer), 457 nucleotides. It is a transcript of the gene SPATA45, whose product is annotated as spermatogenesis associated 45. Bases 164 to 457 code for a protein of 97 amino acids. The record is from RefSeq and is a predicted model, not a curated record. The transcript is spliced from 3 exons. Lineage: Eukaryota; Metazoa; Chordata; Mammalia; Artiodactyla; Cervidae.